CGCAGUGCGAUGGGCCCGAUAUCAUUUAGGUCUUUUUUUAACAUUAAAGUUGCAGACACUUAGGAGUUGAGCUGCAAACGCCUGAAAUUACAAAUGAAAUAUAUAUUUGUUAAUCCUAACACAUACAGUUGUUAUAUAAGAUCAAUGAUAUAUACUAAUAUAGCCACGUGGUACAAUUUACAAGUAGCGAUUUCAUGUUUACUUUUGAUUAACAUUUUUAUUCAUCUGAUCGACUCUGAUCUGCAAUUUACUAUUGCUGUAUAAUUCUUUUCACAGCGGUUUCUACAUGAAAACAUCACGGUCCUCCGUUUACCCUGUUGUUGUUUGUAGCCAGGAAUCAGAUAUCUUUGACGACUCAGACAGCGAAUCGGGUAAAAAUUCGACGGAAAAACGAGUAUAUUUAUCGACGUUACAUCAACAAAGCAAGCUAAGGACUCUUAAACCAACGGAUCAUGCAUUUGACCAACCGGACAGAAGAAGAACGAAGGCACGGCGGAAAUUAGGUGUCCUGACAUCUAACCUUGAUGCGCCACCAAAAGGAACUUUGCCAAUGCGGAGAGAAUACCACAAAUGUGACGAAUCUAAAGUGUUACCCAACAAAAGGUCACAAAUGUCAGACAUUAACAUGUAACGUUUUAACAUAACGGUGCUGAUUUUUAAGUAAAAGCUGUAUUCUACAGCCGUGUAUAGUUACAAGAACAAACAAAACGUGAGCGCAUGUUAUAGACGUUUUCAUCAUUAUUACAUGCAUUAACACAUACAGGCAGAUAAAAAAGAUCAAUAGAUAUUAAGCUUUGUAUGACGGUAGGAUUGAUAACAGAAACAUUUAAAGCGAAAGAACUGUGGGCGAUGUCAUAUUAGAGCUUUUUGUCCUUGACCUUGAUUUUAUACCUACACUGUAUAUAGGGUUAUUUCAAUGGAAUGAAAUACGUUUGAUAAAAACUUUCUUCUUUUAUUAUGUUUUUCAUUUUACUUUG
This is a messenger RNA of Ruditapes philippinarum (Manila clam), 977 nucleotides long. RefSeq lists its product as uncharacterized. The transcript is spliced from 2 exons. The record is from RefSeq and is a predicted model, not a curated record. The coding region runs from base 287 to 631 and encodes 114 amino acids. NCBI's taxonomy places the organism in Eukaryota, Metazoa, Mollusca, Bivalvia, Venerida, Veneridae.